This is a messenger RNA of Gymnodraco acuticeps, 2206 nucleotides long. RefSeq names its product vasopressin V2 receptor-like. Gene Ontology annotation, molecular function: vasopressin receptor activity; peptide binding. The record is from RefSeq and is a predicted model, not a curated record. Gene Ontology annotation, biological process: G protein-coupled receptor signaling pathway; regulation of systemic arterial blood pressure by vasopressin; positive regulation of vasoconstriction. Lineage: Eukaryota; Metazoa; Chordata; Actinopteri; Perciformes; Bathydraconidae. Gene Ontology annotation, cellular component: membrane.
GCCGCAGUCAUCAUGUCAGUGUCCCCGGUAACAGACCUCAGCUGGUCGGUGGUCCCCAUGACUCCUGUAUACGGUAACGUCACAAAGGUGCAGCGUGACGCUCUGCUGGCGGUUGCCGAGGUUGUGGUGCUGGCGGUGAUCUUGGUGAUGGCGUUGCUCGGUAACGGGCUGGUGCUGCUGGUGUUGCUAAGGCGGAGACGCCAACAGAACCCGCUGCACCGCUUCAUGAUCAACCUCUGUUUAGCUGACCUGGUGGUGGCGCUGUUCCAGGUGCUGCCCCAGCUGGUGUGGGAUGCAAAAGGCAGAUUCCCUGGCCCGGACUUCCUGUGCCGGCUGGUGAAGUACCUGCAGGUCCUCGGGAUGUUCGCCUCGUCCUACAUGAUCGUUGCCAUGACGGUGGACCGGCACUACGCCAUCUGCUGCCCCCUGCUGGCGCACCGCAGCUGGGCCACGCAGCGCUGGAACAGCUUCAUCCUGCUGGCCUGGGGGCUGUCGCUGGUGCUCAGCCUGCCACAGGUGUUCAUCUUCUCCCGCUCUGAACGGUCUCCAGGAGAAUACGAUUGCUGGGGGAACUUUGCUGAGUCGUGGGGCCUCAAGGCCUACGUCACCUGGAUGACUCUGGCGGUCUUCGUCCUCCCCGUCCUCAUCAUCACCGUCUGCCAGGUACGAAUCUUCAAGGAGAUCCAUAACAACCUGUACCUGAAGUCGGACCGCCGCCUCUCCCCUGCCUCCCUCUCCCCCUCCAGACGGGACAGCCAGAGAGGAGAAGGAGUCAGAAGGAGGUCAGAUCUCCCCCUGUAUGUUUCACCCCUCGUGUUCAAAAACCCCUUGAAUGACAGCAGUUUUAGCCCCGCCCCCGUCUACCAGCCGUCCAACAGCGUCACCUCACACAGCGACAACACCUACACUGCUGACUAUGAGGGGAAACAUGUUGAUGUAGAGGAGACAUGGAAACGUGGAUUUUGCAUAAUAGUGUCUGCUAAUAAUCACGGCUUCCUGUCUGUGGAGCUGCAACCUGACGUGCUGCCGGGCCCUGCAGCGCCCCCUGCUGCCUGCGGCCCCAAAGCCCCCCCGCUUAAAGCCCCCCCACUCACAGCCGAGGCCCGCGGUGGGGGGGUAUCAGCGGCCAUGUCGAAGACGGUCAGGAUGACGCUGGUCAUCGUGCUGGUCUACUCGCUCUGCUGGGCCCCCUUCUUCAGCGUCCAGCUGUGGGCCGCCUGGGACCCCCACCCCCCUCAGAACGAUGCGGUGUUCACCCUGCUGAUGCUGCUGGCUAGUCUGAACUCGUGCACUAACCCCUGGAUCUACUCGGCCUUCUCCAGCAGCGUCUCUCCGGAGCUCCGCCUGCUGCUGCUCUGCCGCUCCGCCUCGCAGCGCCGCGGCUCCCUGCCCAGUGACUCCACCACCACCACACACAACUCCAACUACUGAACACACACACACACACACGUGCAAAUCCUGAAAAGUCUUUAUCUUAAAAACUAGAGCUUCCUUUUUCUUGUUUGAAUAAUAGUUAGGGAAAUACAUUUUGUUUCUUUUACAGAUUAAUAUAAAGUCAUUUGUACAUUUUAAUAUCUUAAGUGAAGUUUAGAGGUUCUGAGAAGCAAAUCAUGUUUGCUAAGCUGCUUUAAUUUAAGAAUGAAUUAUGUUUUCCUGCAGGAAUUCACCGCUGCUUCCUCAGUCCGGCACAAACCCACAUAUAAAACCACUAAUUGUCAGAUGACUUAAGUGUGCUUUACACUGUUAAGGUAGCCAUUUACAGAACUGCUUGAUCAUUGAUAUAGAAAAUAAGGCUAGUUAUAUAUUUCACAUGUAAAACUCUCCCUGAAAGAAACAGAUAGUUUAGAUACAAACUGCUGUAAUGCAUUUUUAUAAAGUGUAAUUAUAGUAAAUAUUCGGGUGAUAUUUCAGGAACUGACUUGAUUAAAAACAUUCCCUUUCAGAACAGAACAAAUUCAAUGAGAUAUGUUUUAAAAACAGUUUAUUCAUCCCCUCAAAAGUCCUAAAAACAGUCCAUACAUACAAAUUCACAGAAAAACAUCUCCAUGAAAAAAAAAACAUUUUCUACAAACUUAACACAAUGAUUUGUUCUUGUAUUUAUUUAUUUGUAAAGACGAAAAUGUGCUUCUGCAGUACCGUUUAAAAAUAAAUCUUGCACUGGAUGAAAACUAACAUUCACAUGUUUCAAUAAAAUGUUUUAGUUGUU